Messenger RNA from Solanum lycopersicum (tomato), 1201 nucleotides. NCBI's taxonomy places the organism in Eukaryota, Viridiplantae, Streptophyta, Magnoliopsida, Solanales, Solanaceae. The record is from RefSeq and is a predicted model, not a curated record.
UAAUGAAAUUACCGAGAAUAAAAUAGUUGUUACCAAAAAUAAAUAAAUAAAUUAAUAAGACGUUGAAUAUGACUGUAGUCUAGACAAGAUAAAAAAUUGAAUGCUUGGAAAUGAUUUCCCACCAAAUUGAGUUACACUUCCAACGUUCGAAAACUAUUAUUCAUAUUCUCCAACUUCAUAUCAUUCUCUGUUCAUCGAAACAGCCCAAUAUCUCUCCAAUUCACACGUACCAUCUUCCAUAAUUCUCCCAUUAGUCCAUCAAUCUUCGCAUGGAACACGAUGAUGAGAGCAUAUUCCAUGGAAGUAGAGUCUUUGAAGCUCUUUGAAGAGUUCCAUGAAAUUGUACUAAAGGUUUGUGGGCAUUAUUUGAUCAUUGGAACGGGUGGGUCAUUGCAUUUGAUGGCUGUGAAGUCGGGUUUCGGUUCAGGUUUACAUGUAAACAGUACCCUUGUAAGGAUGUAUGCAGUAUUUGGGUUGAUCAGGUUUGCAAGACAACUGUUUGAUGAAAUGGUUGAGAUGGAUAUAGUUUCUAGGAGUUCUAUGAUGGCUGCUUAUUUCAUUGGAUUAAAUUGGUGGGAAAAUGAAGAAAUUUAAAGCUAAAACAAAUUAAAAAUGGAAGGUUGAAGAAGGAAAUGAAGCAGGUAGCUUAAUAGAAAAACUGAAUAAAAUAAUAUAUUUAUAUUCAAAUGCAUAUUACUGCUCCGAAUUGCAAAACAAUUCACAAAAAAGUUGCAGCCUGCCACGUGGUAUUCUCUGAAUGCACUGGUCAAUCCAUUCACGCGACACUACACGCGGAAAGAAAAAAAGGAAAAAAGCACUUCGAUUCUUUUUGGUUUUGGAUUCCUAAUUUGUUUGGACUCAAUUAUUUUAUUUAGGGUUUUCUACAUCUAUAAAUACGGCAUGGAAAAUUAUUAUUGAGGAAGCCAAGAAAUAAGAUACAAGACAUAAUAUAAAUUUUCUUCUAUCUUUGGAGUUUUGUAAGAGCCGUCGUGAAGACUGUAGAAUUGUGAUUUAUUCUUUCUUCUCCUUUAUUAUUUAUUUUUAUUCGUGAUUAAUAAAAAUAUAGUUUACCGAUUGUUCUUAACUUUUUAUGAUUAAUACAAACAUAUUUAUUUUAAUAAAUUUUGAUUAUGUUUUUGAGAUAAUGAGUAGCUAAGCUUAACAACUAGGUUUGUGGGAACCAUGAGUGAUUAACAAUGUA